UUGUAUGGUUGUGAUCUGUUUUAGAGUUAUCUCUCGUUAUGUUUCGCAGCGUAGACCGUACUGUGUGCCAGGUAGACUUUUAAGUACUGUCAUGCCGAGUGAAGUGACAUCUCGGUUCUUAAUUCUCUACGGGUCGCAGCGCGGUCAAGCUCAAUCAAUUGCCGAGGAGAUCUUGGAGCAAGCAAAAGAACAUGGAUUUGUCGCAGAUAUCAGCUGUUUGAGCCAAGCGGACAAGUAUAACUUGGAGAAAGAAACUAACCCUGUAGUUUUUGUUGUCUCCACAACUGGGGAUGGUGAACCUCCAGACACAGCUCUAAAGUUUGUGCAGAAGAUUAAGAAUAAGUCUCUGUCACGUGAUCACUAUGCUCAUCUGCACUAUGCAUUAUUAGCCCUAGGAGACACAAAUUAUCAAAACUUUUGCAACGGUGGCAAGACUAUCGAUCGUCGUCUACAGGAACUUGGUGCAAAGCGUUUUUAUGCCACGGGGCAUGCUGAUGACGGUGUAGGACUUGAAAUAGUGGUUGAGCCGUGGAUUGAGGGACUCUGGGAAGCUAUAAGAGAAGCGUUAGCCGAGAUGGCCCAGUCAAACCAGCAGGGCUUUGCAUCUCCAGAGAGCGCGCAAAGCAGUAAUGUGGAGUCUGCUGCUCAGGAAAACGCAGAGUCGACGGGGUUGGAAGUUAAUCUCCAUCUCAUGAAACUUCGUGAAUCUGAUUCUCAAACCUCAAAACAAGUGGCAAGUUCUGCAUCUGAGAGGGCAGAGACAGAGUUAAAAGCAGUGGGUGCAACAACUGCUCCUCUGGAGGCUUCUCUCAUGCGAUCUCUGCCCCCACUCUCAGAAUCCGCUCUCAGUGUUCCGGCGUUGCCCCCUCCAUAUCUCAAUGUGUGCCUUGUGGAUGCUCCAGUAGAACAGGACAGUACCUCAUGUAUUAAAGAAGCUUUCCAAGAAGUGCCAAUUUCAAAAGCAGUUCAGCUAACUCGCGGGGAUGCAGUGAAAACAGCCAUCCUGCUGGAGCUAGACAUCUCAGACCAGCACUUUGUGUACCAGCCUGGGGACUCCUUUGAUGUGCUUUGCCCAAACAGCCCAAGUGAGGUUGAGGAACUUCUCCAGAGACUGAAGUUAACAGAGCAAAGGAAUUGCUGUGUUGAGCUUCAGCUGCAUAAAGAUACCAAAAAGAAAGCUGCACAGAUUCCCGCUUAUAUCUCAGAGAAGAGCGUGCUGCAGCACGUUCUGACCUGGUGUUUGGAGAUAAGGAGUGUUCCAAAGAAGGCUUUUAUCCGAGCUUUGGUGGAACACACCGAGAAGGGUGAUGAAAAACGCAGGUUGCAAGAGCUGUGUAGCAAACAGGGCUCUGCAGAUUACAACAGAUUUGUGAGAGACCCCAACGUCUGCAUUCUUGACCUUCUCCGAGCCUUCCCGUCCUGCUCCCCCCCGCUCAGCCUCCUCAUAGAACAUUUGCCAAAACUCCAGCCGAGGUCUUAUUCAGCUGCAAGUUCUAGCCUAUACCAGCCUGGUAAACUGCACUUUGUGUUCAAUAUCGUGGAGUUCCCGGCGUGUCCUGAGCACCCAGAGAGGAGAGGAUUGUGUACAGGCUGGCUAGCUGACCUUGUGUCCCCAAUCCUACAGCCCUAUGGGAAGACACAAGCCCCAACAGAGAGCUCUGCUCCACUGUCUCUUCCAAAGGUCAACGUGAGGCUCCGUCCCGGCAGCUCAUUCCGCCUGCCCUCUGACAACUCCCUGCCCGUAGUGAUGGUCGGACCAGGGACUGGGGUAGCACCCUUCAUCGGCUUCCUUCAACAAAGAGAGAAGGAGUUGGAAGAAAACCAGGAGGCUGCCUUUGGAGAGACCUGGCUUUUCUUCGGCUGCCGUCAUAAAGACCGAGAGUUUCUUUUCAGAGAGGAGCUGGAGAGGUUUGUUGGGAAAGGAAUUCUGACCCAUCUGAAAGUGUGCUUCUCUCGGGAUGUGUCAGAGGAGUCAGAGCCCAGCCCCAGAUAUGUCCAGCAUAACCUACUCCUCCAUUCCAAGCACAUCGCCAACAUCCUCCUCAAAGAGAAGGGCUACUUUUACGUCUGUGGUGAUGCGAAGAACAUGGCUAAAGAUGUGAAUGAUGCUCUGGUGGAAAUCAUAGGGACAGAGCUACAGAUGGAUAAACUGGAGUCUAUGAAGACCGUGGCAGAUUUGCGGGAAGAAAAGCGUUACCUGCAGGACAUAUGGGCUUGAUCUGUGUACACACACUGAUACACAUAUACAUACACACACGCACACACACACACACACACACACACACACACAAUGCACAUCAGACACAUGACGGGUUUUUUUGCUGCUCCACAUUAACAGAUGCAAUUUUUUACAUUGCUCUGAUAGUUUAGGUGGUUAUUACUGAGGCAGUAACAAUGAUCCUUAGUGACAUCCUUUUAGGUAGAAACAGUUACACAACAACCAGUAAAUUAUAUUUGGUCGUAGAUGAGAAUAUUUGUUCUCUACAUUUAAUUGGUUGCAUAACAUUUUCUUAGGGUUCGAAGACGCUAAGGAAAAAGCAAAAUUUUUCCACGUACUGUGUGUACCAGAACUUGACAGCAGGGUCUGCUUCAGCCAGCCUGCUCAGAUUCAAACUGAGCCUGCCAAGUAAACAUGAACUAAGCAAAAGAGAUCGUGACAUACUGUGUGGGAAAAUAUACUGUCAGAACUGCCAAACGGAGAAACAUCUCCUGUGUUUCUCUUUUAGUUCUCUCUCUCUUUUUUUUUUUAAUAUGGAAACACGUUAUGUAGUAACGAUUUUAUGGAGACCAAGCAUUUCUGGUCUUGGAUUUAAAUCAGGUUUUAAGGAGAUUUUUAGAACCAAUCGUGACUCUGUACUGAUUGAAUCAAAUGAAUAGAACUCACCUGUUCUACAAGAGCUACCAGAUAAUCCACUGUUAUUGCAAGUUUGGUGAUUACACAAACAAGCUCUUUAUGUGCCACAUUCUUAGAUGUGUUAUUUAAGAGGGGAAAAACUAUGGUGCUGUUUCUGAAGUUGCCCGAGUAUUUUUGUAAGGACUACUUUUGGUAUUUAAAACCUUUGCUUGUCUAUGUUGUCAUGUUACAUUCUCAAAAGAUGAGUUCUUUGGGAAAGAGACAUAAUUACUACAAACCUAUGCAGUCCUAUCGUGUGAGCCUAGAUAUGUCAAUAGAGAGGUAAUGGGGAAGCUCAGUAUAAACCAUAACCGUUCAGUUUUCUGAUGGUGUUCAUUCCUCCCCUUUCCCCUCAUACUCUUCAUUUUAACAAGUCACGCACUGUUUUCUGUCUCAUAUCUUAUUGCAUGCAGCAGGUUCACCGUCAUUUGCGUGUACUAAACACAUCAGUGGGAUCAGGAAGUCACUGAUUUUGCAUAAGGGCACUUCACAGCUAUGACUCAUAACAUUAUAGCCUUGCACGUCAAAAGGGUAAUGGAGAGUGAUUAAUUUGAAUAAAUAAGAGUCUAAUCAUUUAGCCCCAGAUGUCGCAGGCUUUCUAAGAAAAAAAAAGGAAAAAAACCAAAACAACCCUCAUAUUGUAGUCAUAUAAAUAUCCAUGGUGGGUUAUAGUCCUGUUAAUUGCAGAAUGGAGUUUAAUAGAUCUCCCAAGAUUUUAAGCAAUUAUUAUGCCCUGUGACUCAGUGGGUGUGGACAUUUCAUCCUGUAAUUUAUAAUGACGAAUAUGACGAAUUUUACUCAUCAAGUUUCACUCGACAAAUAUGAUGUAAAAUGGAGGUUUCAAAUGCCAAUUUUUAAAUUUUUGUUCUAACAAAAUAAAGUGCUUGACAUCUCUUUGUCUU
Molecule: messenger RNA, 3795 nt
Organism: Chanos chanos (milkfish)
Lineage: Eukaryota; Metazoa; Chordata; Actinopteri; Gonorynchiformes; Chanidae
Gene: mtrr
Product: 5-methyltetrahydrofolate-homocysteine methyltransferase reductase
Exons: 15
Coding region: 5-2218 (737 amino acids)
Biological process (GO): homocysteine metabolic process
Cellular component (GO): cytosol
Molecular function (GO): [methionine synthase] reductase (NADPH) activity; FMN binding; flavin adenine dinucleotide binding
Source: RefSeq, a predicted model, not a curated record